Molecule: messenger RNA, 4939 nt
Organism: Wasmannia auropunctata (little fire ant)
Lineage: Eukaryota; Metazoa; Arthropoda; Insecta; Hymenoptera; Formicidae
Gene: Rat1
Product: 5'-3' exoribonuclease 2 homolog
Exons: 17
Coding region: 240-3065 (941 amino acids)
Biological process (GO): nuclear-transcribed mRNA catabolic process
Cellular component (GO): nucleus
Molecular function (GO): zinc ion binding; RNA binding; 5'-3' RNA exonuclease activity
Source: RefSeq, a predicted model, not a curated record
UUCGAUCGCGGAUUCUGCCUCUCCCCUCCGCGCGCGCUUUUUUCCGCUCCAAUGUGAAUUCCUCCUGACGCGGUUUGUGUUUCUAUAUGUUUCUAGUGCUCCCGGUCUAACCUGGCUGCGUCCGUGUUUAGGUUAAACGUACGCGUUAAUGCAGUUCAUCUUUAACGACACGAUAAUGCUGUGACCGUAAUUGGAAAUUUCCCAAUACUGUUCAUCGUCAAGCGAAUUCCGCACGAAAGAUGGGUGUACCAGCAUUUUUCCGUUGGCUGAGCCGCAAGUAUCCCUCCGUAAUCGUCGAGUGCAUCGAGCAGAAGUCGAUAUCUUCAGACGGAGUAUGCAUUCCUGUGAAUUCAGCAGAUCCAAAUCCAAAUGGGAUAGAAUUUGAUAAUUUGUAUCUUGAUAUGAAUGGUAUAAUUCACCCCUGUACGCAUCCUGAGGACAAACCAGCUCCCAAGGAUGAAGACGAGAUGAUGGAGGCUAUUUUCGAGUGUAUCGACAGAUUAUUUCGCAUCGUCAGACCAAGGAAGUUGCUUUACAUGGCGAUUGACGGAGUCGCGCCCAGAGCUAAAAUGAAUCAACAAAGAUCUCGUCGAUUCCGUGCAUCAAAGGAAACGACAGAAAAGAUUAAUGAAAUUGAGAGGAUACGUUCCGAAUUGAGCCAGAAAGGGGCAUCCUUGCCUCCCGAAAAACCGAAGGAGGCGCAUUUCGACAGCAAUUGUAUUACACCGGGCACUCCGUUUAUGUCAAGAUUAUCGGCGUGCUUGCAUUACUACAUCCAUGAUCGUUUGAAUACUGACCCAGGUUGGAGGAAUAUUAAAGUGAUUUUAAGCGAUGCUAAUGUACCCGGUGAAGGGGAGCACAAAAUAAUGGAUUUUAUACGACGACAAAGAGCGCAACCUGAUCACGAUCCUAACACGCAACACGUUUUAUGCGGAGCGGAUGCCGAUUUGAUUAUGUUAGGUCUCGCUACGCAUGAGCCUAAUUUUACUAUUAUUCGCGAAGAAUUUAAACCGAAUAAGCCAAAACCGUGCGAUAUAUGUGGCCAGUUAGGACAUGAAAUGCGUGAGUGCACGGGCGCGGAACCGAACCAGGUGCCAGAGGAGAAUACAUUCGGAUCCGAAUGCCAGUUCAUAUUCGUGCGAUUAAAUGUUCUCAGAGAAUAUUUAGAAAGAGAAUUGUCUAUGCCGAAUCUACCAUUCAAAUACGAUUUUGAGCGAGCUGUCGAUGAUUGGGUGUUUAUGUGUUUCUUCGUAGGAAACGACUUUUUACCUCAUCUACCUUCUCUGGAGAUUAGAGAAGGCGCAAUUGACAGACUUGUUGCUUUGUACAAGAAAGCAGUAUAUAAAACAGGAGGUUUCUUGACAGAUAGCGGCGACGUCAAUUUAGAUCGCGUACAAUUGAUAAUGUCAGAUCUUGGUGAUGUAGAAGAUGAGAUCUUUAAGAAGAGGCAACAAAAUGAAUUGGCUUUUAAACAACGUGAGAAAGACAAAAAGAAAAGGAACGAGAUUAUCAGCAGUUUUAAGCCAACGUGGAUUCCUGCGGGUCAAUUUGCACCAACUGCUCCUGGACAACCUGUAAAACCUAUUGAGAAUGCACGUUAUGAAGCUUAUAAAAUGCGUGUACAGGGUAGGAAUUAUAAUACGAAUGCUGCUGAAAAUUCCAACGCUAAUCACGCUUUAGAAAGCAUGAUGAGACCUGAGAAUACGGGCAAUAAAGGACAGAAACGUAAAAUUGAUGAAGUUACUGACACGGAGGAUGAUGAUCAGGCGCACGACGAGGUGCGACUUUGGGAGGACGGUUUUAAAGAUCGAUACUACGAAUCUAAAUUCGACGUGUCUCCCGAUAAUCUCGCAUUUAGAAAUAACGUUGCUCUACAAUACGUACGUGGUUUAUGUUGGGUCUUGCGAUAUUAUUAUCAAGGCUGCGCGUCGUGGCGAUGGUAUUUUCCGUAUCACUACGCGCCAUUUGCAAGCGACUUUAUUAACAUCGGCGGUCUUUCGACAGAAUUUGAGAAGGACACUGUACCAUUUCGUCCGUUGGAACAAUUGAUGGGUGUAUUUCCUGCUGCUAGCAGAAAACAUGUACCUGAGCCGUGGGCGAAGUUAAUGAUGGAUCCAAAUUCUCAGAUUAUUGACUUUUAUCCAGAAGAUUUUAAAAUCGACUUGAACGGGAAGAAGUUUGCUUGGCAAGGCGUAGCUUUGCUUCCGUUUGUAGAUGAGAAGAGAUUAUUCAAGGCUUUGGCGCCGUACUACGAGUGUUUGACGGAAGCGGAAAAAAAGAGAAACGUUCGCGGUGACGACAGGCUGUACGUCGGAAUAGAGAAUAAAGGUUACGACUUUGUAAAAGGCUUAUACACGAAUCGCAUAGGGUUCGAUAAGGAGGUCGAGAUAAGUGUAGACGGCAUGCGAGGUACUGUGUGCCUAUCGGAAGACUGUGUGAGUGACGGAGGCACAUUACCUUCACCCGUGAGAGGUUUACCGGUUAGGAACAACAAAGUGUACUGUAUCAAGUACAAGGAUCCCAAGUACGGUAGCAACUACGUGUUCCUAGCUCGCAAGCUGAAGGGGGCCAACGAACCGCCGCGCGUCCUGAAGCCGCAAGACUUCGAAGCUAUGAAUCGCAAGAACGGGAGCCAAUGGGUUCCGCAAAUCGGUUUCACAAGCCGGACUUCGCGGUCAGCUUCGCUGGGACAAGCAGGCCAUAGAAUGCUCGACCAUCAUGUGAACCAUAACAGACCUGCGUAUGCGAAUAUUCCCCCGCCGAUGGAUUUAUACGCGCCUCCAUACUCUCAUGGAGGUUAUCGGCGCCACCAAUCGGGAUACGGUUACAACAGCGCCGGCUCGAGUCACAUGCGUGGACCGUCCGGUUAUGGUAUGCGCCAGAAUUAUUCUUCUUCGGAGUAUCAGCACCAUCGUAAUUAUUACGAUAAUUAUAAUCAGCAGUCCUCACGGAACAAUUACCAGAAUGCACCACAGCACGGUUAUCACAGUCAACGUGGGAAUUACUCAUCGACUCGGGGAGGGGGUGGAGGAGGCCACCGAGACGCAUGGCGACGAACGAUGUAGAUGCAGGUAUAAGUAAGAAGACGACUAAUUGUCGCACAUCAUGUAAUAGGUUUAAGAACGGUUUCUACAAGAAAUCACACCGAGCAUAAUAAUUGUGUAGUUAAGAUUUAAGGAUCAUUGUCAAAGUACGCGUUCUAAGAGAGUGCGUUAAUUCGGAAGCGAGGCAGAAGUACUGGAUGAAUUUUCGGUGCAAUAAAUGCAUGAUUAUUGGCGUCAACGCUCGAGGACUGCGUUUUCUUUUUUUUUUUUUUUUUUUUUUUUUUCCAGUAUUGCAUUCCCCGAAUACUGCAACCGAUUUCUAACGCGAUGUUGUCUCGGGGGAAGAGAUAACAUUACGUAUCUAUAUUUCUAAUUUUUUUGGAGGACAAAAAAAUAUCAGUGUUUAUAAAUGUACGCGCAGAACGUUUUAAAAAAACCACGGAUUUUUUUGUAUUAUAAAUCUCCAUUAUAUAUCCAUAAAUCUUUCAUUAUAAAUUCGUUGACGAAAUUCGAAUGAACAUAUAUUAGCGUUUCUGUGUACAUAUAUUAGAUCAUCAUCUUUUGAAGAUCAUUAUGGCAACGGAAUGAUCUAGUUAAAAUAUGACUUAAACUGGAACUCGAUAGACGAGGAAAUCAAUUUUGAUAUCCGUUUUAUUCUUUUCUUGUCAAAUUCUCACUCUGAAACAUUCCAAUUUAUCAGAAAAUUCGUAACUCGAGGGGAAACGCGCGGAAAAAAAGCUAGUAUAGCGUAUGUAUUUGCUACACUCGGAAACAAUUCAUGAUGUGAAAGAAAAUUCACAUCACGUAUUAAAGCCACGUCACAUAAGAAAAACGUAAGCAAAAUUUACAUGACAAACGAGUCAGUCUGGUACUUUCAAGAACCAUAGAAUUAAAUUAUGCAAAAAUAUAUUCUCGAUCGUAAUUAUUUUAUUACUUAAGCGACACACAUUGUAGAAUAGAAUUUGUUUCUCUUCAGCUUUGACAGAAAUUGCCAAGAAGGGGAAACUUAAGCCACAUUGUUUCUUUAUUUGCUAUGAUCUUUUCAGUAAAUUAAAUAGUACAUUACAUGAUGUAAUGAUAUUGUAUCCCUUCGAUACUCUCGUUCAUCUGAUCACUGAUUUCGUUUGACGUUAUAUAGAUGUGUCGAAAGUGUUUGAGGCUGUUUUAAAAGAACGUUUUUUCGUCGAUUUGUUCAAUCAGAUUGCAUUAUUUAUAAUCGAUUGUACGCGGAAAAAACGGUUUUGCUGAAGUGGGCGCAAUAUACAAAAAUUAGGAUCUAAAAACAAUUACGUUGGAUGCGUCAUUAAAACAAUUAUCUAGGAUCUGUUGACAUUUCGAUUUUAUUUAACUCGGUUAUCAUUUCAAUUUAAAGCGACUUCAAUUUUCACGAAGCACGUGCAUGUGUUUUUAAGGCGCAGGUUUGAACGUUCAGGCUGGUUGCUGGCAUGUCAAAACUUUUUGCGGUAUUAUCAUCACUCUUGAGCAUUCUACAUAAUUAUUUCAACGGUCCAUCGUAAUUUUCAGAUCUGUGUGUCUGGCCUGAUUUUUGUACGCCUAAAAAAACCGUUCUUUUCGCGUAGUCAUAAUCGAAUAUAGGAUUCUCGUGUCGUUGCGUUUAAUUUCCGAUUAGAACGGGUACGUUGACGAAUAUAUUGUAAUUUGUGGAAUGUAUGUUAAUGGCUAACGCAGUGAAAUAUUAGGGCUGAAUUAGGGAAACAGACGCGUCGCGUCGGAUUUCGCAUGCGAGACUGUGCUGCGUGCGGUGACGCGUGCUAAAUCCAGUGCGACGCCCCGAGGGGGGCACAGCGGUAGAUCGAUGUGACACCGAAUGACCCGUACAGGCAUUUCGGAAUUUCUCACUCUGUAUUGAAAUACACGAUAUUUCCUUAAGUGAA